AUGUCAGACGGUGUAAAGUUGAUAGACUUGAUGUUACCAUUCGAGAAGAGGCUUGUACCUCUGAGGGAGAUCAGUCGGCAGAUAUCGGGUGUGGCCGUCCAUAUCUCGGAGGAUGAGACACUUUAUAAGCAAUGGAAGAGCAAGUACCAGGGCACCUUUAAGACACUGUUUGAUGAAUUCGGGGCCGACUACUUCAAAGCUAACGCCACAGCUGAAAAAGACUUACCUACUGAUGCUGCCAACAACGGUUUCCAAGACAGAUUCACAGAUGCCCUAUUUGCUGUUGAUGCUUACAUCGCUGGAGUUCUGUCUGAUUUCGCUGACCAGGACAAACUAGACGAGAUCUACUUCGAAUGGGAGUCUCGCUUGGUUCGAGGACUGGACGGGAUUUACAUCAGUAGCUACAAGGAAGAUGGUCUUGACAAGAAAGUACUAGCUUCUCAAAUGGAGCCACUAGCAGCCAGGAAAGUGAUGCCAUGUUUUGAUGAGCCCUCUUUUAAAGCCACCUUCUCCAUGGAGAUAACAGCGGAGAAUACCUACCCGCUAGUCCUGUGGAACAUGCCAGAGAUGAGCAAUACUGCUGUGGACGAUACAUGGAACAAGUUUGUUUUCCAGAAGAGCGUCAAAAUGUCAACUUACUUGCUGGCUUUUGUUGUAGCAGACUUUAAGUGCACUGAACCGAUCAUUGAAAGUACUAAAGGAGUCAAGGUAAGAACUUGUGGUAGAAAAGGACCUGUUGAUGCAGGAGCAGAUUUAUACUCCGCCAAAAUCACAGCAAAGAUUAUUGAUGAGUACGAAACGUUUUACGGGACAGACUUCCCCCUUCCGAAGAUUGAUUCAGUAGCGGUACCUGACUUCAGUGCGGGAGCUAUGGAGAACUGGGGGUUGAUCCUGUACAGAGAGACAGCCCUGCUCUGGGACCCCAAGAAAGACACAUACAACAACAAAGCCAGAGUUAACACUGUGGUGGCUCACGAGCUGGCUCACCAGUGGUUUGGAAACCUGGUCACCAUGAAGUGGUGGAAUGACCUGUGGCUAAACGAGGGGUUCGCUUCUUAUGUCGAGUGGAUUGGAACUGUCAAAUCUGAACCUCAGUGGAACUACCUUGACUUCCAGACUUUUUCCGACAAAUCUCGAGCAUUCGCCAUAGACUCCUACAUGAGUUCCCGACCCGCUUCAAUCGAAGUUUCUAAGCCUGACGAUAUCACUGCUCAGUUCGACUCUAUCUCCUACUCUAAGGGCUCGGCGUUGCUAGUGCAGGCUAAAAUGUUCAUGGAUGGUACUGAAUCGACAACUGAGAACUUUGAGAAUGCUAUCAGGAGUUACGUGAAACAGUAUGAGUACGGUAACGCGGAACAGACUGAUCUUUACGAGCAGUUAGACAAGAUAUACGGAGCUAAGAAGGAUACAUCUGAAACUCGUGUAGAUAUAGUUGAGGUGAUUGUAAGACCCGGCGGUCAGGUGGAAGACUACCUGAUGAAUACUUGGACUCUGCAAAUGAACUUUCCUGUUUUGGAAGUAAGACGUUAUGAUGACAACCAUAUUGCCAUCUCUCAAAGACGGUUCCUUAUUUCAGGAUCUGAUGUGUCUGGGGACAAAGAAUCUCCUUACGGGUACCAAUGGUAUGUGCCCAUCGAAUACAUGACAGGAGCCGAUAUCGAGUUCGCGUGGCUGAAACCUCAUGACACGGUCCUUAUAGAGUUUGAUUUCUCCGAUCUUGAUAGCUUCAUCAGGCUGAACAUGAAUAGCGCGGGUUACUACAUCGUUAACUACAGUUUUGAUCUUAACGAGAGGCUCACGAAACAUAUCAGUGAUGAAGAAAACUACAAGGCUCUAAAAAUACCAGAAGUUCAGGGCUUACUGUACGACACAUUCCUGCGUUUAUACUAG
This is a messenger RNA of Bolinopsis microptera, 1890 nucleotides long. RefSeq names its product aminopeptidase N-like. Lineage: Eukaryota; Metazoa; Ctenophora; Tentaculata; Lobata; Bolinopsidae. The record is from RefSeq and is a predicted model, not a curated record. The coding region runs from base 1 to 1890 and encodes 629 amino acids. Gene Ontology annotation, biological process: peptide catabolic process; proteolysis. Gene Ontology annotation, cellular component: cytoplasm. Gene Ontology annotation, molecular function: zinc ion binding; metalloaminopeptidase activity; peptide binding. The transcript is spliced from 13 exons.